AUGGAUGCAAAAGCGUGGAUUGUAUGUAGCGUUGGUAUUUUAUACUUAAGUGUUUGUGACGGCGGUUAUUGCACUCAAUACUAUUCAAAUUCAGAAACUUGUUCCCAUCUUGUUCACUACUAUACAACAUGUGGCUGGUGGAGCAGAUGUGGAAGAUACAGGUUAACAUCAUAUGGCUGUUACAAGCAGCGCAGUCGACGCGUGUGUUGUACCGGAUAUCAGGGCCAAGAUUGCAGUCAGCCAAUUUGUUUUGGAUCGACUAGUUGCCCAAACGGCGGGACAUGUAGAGCCCCGGACACGUGCAGUUGUCGUGCGGGAUUUUCCGGAAAAAAGUGUUCAGAUGAUGAUGAAUGCAAUGACAAAACACACUCGUGUGAUCACAAUUGUACAAACGAAGAAGGUGCGUAUAGCUGCUCCUGCAAUAUGGGAUAUUUGUUGGACAUAGAUAAUCGCACAUGUUCAGGUAAGAUUGAAGCAUUUGUUUUAAGUUAAACGCACGUUAUAUGGGUAUACAUAUGAUGAAACUACAGGGACGAGCCCAGCAGCAAAAAAGCUACGAUAAACCCUGUUUAAAGGCAUAAACUCAAAGCCUAAACAAACACAAAACGAGUGAUACAGAAUUUGAUCUAGGUUUAUCAUGCAAUUAUUUCGCAUAUAAA
Molecule: messenger RNA, 659 nt
Organism: Mya arenaria
Lineage: Eukaryota; Metazoa; Mollusca; Bivalvia; Myida; Myidae
Product: notch homolog 2 N-terminal-like protein B
Exons: 5
Coding region: 1-492 (163 amino acids)
Molecular function (GO): protein binding; calcium ion binding
Source: RefSeq, a predicted model, not a curated record